Molecule: messenger RNA, 3430 nt
Organism: Schizophyllum commune H4-8
Lineage: Eukaryota; Fungi; Basidiomycota; Agaricomycetes; Agaricales; Schizophyllaceae
Exons: 8
Coding region: 221-3151 (976 amino acids)
Biological process (GO): regulation of DNA-templated transcription
Cellular component (GO): RSF complex
Source: RefSeq, a predicted model, not a curated record
CCGCUGGUCGCACUCGCUUUGUUGAGCUCGACAAGCGCCACAAAUAUUCUGCUCAUCGCGCUCGACGACGAGCAGUCCACAAGCACAUACCCGCAAACCUACUGCAUCCCCUCAGCGUCGUCGCUGCCACUCCCAAGCUCGUCGCCAUCGGCAAGACCGGCCCAAUAGACGGAUAGCUUCCCCGCCGCCGCUUCCGCCGUCCCCGCCGUCGUCGCCAACGAUGCCGCGCAGAGCCCCCGCCCCGCCCGCCCAAAUGGCCCCGCCCCAGCCGCCUUCAUGGCUUAUACCCCAUAUCCAGAAAGUGCCGGAGCAGCUCGCCAUCCUGAGGACCAAUUGGAAGUGGGCUGCGUUCAGCCAGUUCUUCUUCACCUUCAAUCCCCUCUUCAACAUGGACGAUGUCACCCUGACUGCCAUUGAGGACGACUUGUACCUGGGCACCAACCUCGUCCUACCCCGUAUUGUGCAGCGCCUGCUGUGGACGCUCAGCUAUGACCGCAAAUCGCUGUCCGACGCUUGGCAGACUGUCCUGCGACGCCAGUACGCCAAACGCGACCCAGCAGCGAACCCCAUCGGCCCGGACCCCUCCCUCACUGCGAAUCGCGCCUCCGGCUCCCGCUACAACACUGCCGAGCCUGAUGCUAGUGUCCAGGAGAAUGGAACGUCAUCACCCCCGCCACAUAGAGCGUCCAGCUCUGUCAACGACGACCCGGGCAACGCCGCCGAGGGUGGAGAGAGUGAUGCUGCGGUCCUGCCCAAAGACUCCAAUGACCAAGACGGAAACGAGACCGGCGACCGUCAGGAUCAUGGCGACGCGAACACUCAUAAGCCGACCGACGCCGUCAAGGAGGAGGUCGGCGACCUCACCAACGGGCUGGUGGAGGAGCCUAAGGAUUGGCUACAGCUGCCUAUGCUAGAGAAGCUCGACUGUCUUCACCUCCUCACCGAGUGGCAGUUCCAGAACCCCUCCCGACUUCGCCAACUCAUGAAGUCCGACGGCGAUCAUGCUGAAUGGCGCAUCGAGCCAAUUGGCUACGACGUGAAGAAGAACGCGUACUGGCUCAUUGGAGAGGACCGUCUCUGGAUUCAGCGCGCCAUCCCGAAGCCACCUCGCCAGAACAACAAGCGCAAGCGCCCCGCCGCUACCCCAGCAAAGAAUGCGAAGAACAACAAACGGUCAUCAGCCAAACGCGCUCGCGUAGAGCCCGCGCCCACCCCCACCAAGUCUCGUGCAUCGACUUCGCGAGCUUCCACAUCCCGCAAGAAACGCGAAACGUCCGUUCCUGCGACCCCCCCUGCCGGAGGCCGUGGUGGCUCCCGGGCAGCCAAGGCCCAGGCGAACACUAAGCUCGAAGCGCAAGCCAAAGAGCUAGCAGAGCUGCAGCGCCAAGCCCAGCUUGAUGCCAGCCGUCGCGCUCAUCCCACUGGCACUCGCCUUAGCUCCCGCCUCCGUGGGCGGGAGGAAGACGAGGAGUGGCAGCAGGUGCCCGACGCGUGGCUCAACGGCGACGACGAGAUGGACGUCGAUUCGGGUAGUGACCGGCGAAGGUCGACGGCCAGCGGACGGAGCACGAGGAGCUCUGCUCGACAAGCCGUGCCGCCGGAACGAUCAACUAGAGCCACUGCUAUCGCAAACGCCCGUGCUGCUGCUGCUAAGAAGCGCAAGGCGCCCGACAGUGACGACGAGGAAGAGGAGGAAGCGGAGUCAGACGACAAGGACGACAAGCAAGAUGGUGCGCUGUCCGAUGACAGCGAGCUAACGGAGCUGUCGGACGACGAUGAGGAGCCGCAGGAAGAGGAGCAGGAGGUCAAGUCAGAUUCUGAGCACGCGCAGGAGGAAGUGGAGGAGCAAAAGGCCCAGCUAGAGGAGCCGAAGGAGCCGCCUCUACCGGAAGGCUUCGUCGAGUGGGAGACGAUUGCUGUGACCUUGGAGGAGUGGGAGCACGUCGGCGAUCCCUUCGAGAAGGCGACACACUACCUGGAGAAGGCGCUUUAUAAGACCCUGACCAAGGUCAUCGCGCCCCUCGUCAUAGAGGAUCUUCGGGCUGUGCUACGCGAGAAGCAAAAGGAAGAAGCGAUUGUGCAUCGCAAGCGCUCAUCGCGUAUCGCUGUCAAAGAGUCCGCGAAGGAAGAGGCUCGCCUAGCUGCUAAGCGUCAGGCCGAAGAGGAGGAGAAGAACAGCCGGGCGCGGCGUCAUGAAGCACGACUUGCUAAGGAACAAGAGCAGAGUCGUGAAGCUCGCGAGUCCGCGAGAGAGCAACGGAAGCGGGAGAGAGAAGAGCGUGAGGAGCGCGCGAGGAAGGAGCAGGAAGAGAAGGAACUGGAGGAACAAAGGAAAGCAGAAGAAGCUGCACGAGUGCCUUCUUUGGACGAGCAUGCGUCAAAGGCGAACGGUUCCGCAAAGAGUCGCAGAAGCCACAAGCGCAAGGCCCCUGCUCAAGCGCCGGCUACCAGCGAAGUCAAGCUCAUGCCUGCGCCUUCUGGUUCACGAACACCAGAGUGGGAGCUCGACUGCGAGGUCUGUCAUCGCCACGGCUUCAACCUCGACGAUGGAGUCCCCAUGAUGUGCUGCGGAUCGUGCCAACGGUGGCAGCACAUCCGAUGCCACGACAGAGUUGACCUUGCUGCGGGGCGCCCGAAGCGCGAUUGGAACACAGUCGACUUUGUGUGCAAGCGAUGUCGGGAGCUGGCGUACGCGCGGCAGCAGCAGCAACAUCAGCAGCAGAUGCCGUAUUAUGGGGCAGCCGCGCGGUCUGCCUACCCUCAGCAUCAGUACGCGAUGACGCAGCAGCCGGCGGCUGGUUACGGGGCAUAUCAAAGUGGCUGGGGAACGGGGGCGAGCCAGCCAUACACGACCCCGUAUGCAGGCGCGUAUACGAAUGGACAUGCUCCGGCGUAUGGGCAGCCUGGAUACUCCUCGUACCACCAGCCGGCGUCAUACGCGGCUGCCAAUGGCGUGUAUGCCAAUGGAGCCCCUGCACCGGGCGGUUCCGCGCUGUCUAAUGGGGGAUAUCUCGGUCAGGCGCAGUCUGAUACGACGAAGUGGGCGAUGCAUGCUCCGGCGCCGAAUGGAUAUGCGCCAGCACCGUAUGCAGAGAGCAGUCGGUAUUUGCAUACGCAGCAGGCGCCGGGCACGGCUGGGUACGGGGUGUAGAGGUUUGCAUUAUCCACGUACUUUGUCGCUGGACCCGGAUGCUUAGAGCGUUGAGCCCGUUAUACGUGCGACCGUCCAUCACACAUAUCUAUAUAGACACGCCCGUCGACGUACACGGGAGAGCUAGACAGCCGUCGGACUUUGUGCUGUAGCCCUUGUUUGUCCCUUUGUUUAUUGUAUACUAGCAGAGGGGACCCGAGUUAUGAAAUCAUGGAAAUGCAUUGCAAGACGCGCGAUAAUAUAGUACAGUUGCAAUUCAAUUUCAGGACUACGGACUGG